CGUCUCUCUCGUCUCUCUUCCCGUCGUCCAACUCAACCCUCAUUGCUGAACUGAACCUCUCUUCUUUAAAAAAAAAUUAUACAUACAAAAAUUCAUCCUAAAUGUUCAUCUAAACCCUAAAAUGAAUUUAAAACAGCUAACCGUAAUCAAAUUCACGCGGUUUAACCCUCCAUUAACUCGUCCGGUUUGUUCCACGGCAGCGAUUCAACUCAACACCCAACCAAAAGAAUCAGCUCCGAAUCAGACCUUAAUCAACGGUCUGUCUUCAAUUCUAUCACACCCGUCUUUAAAUUCAUCUCAGAGUAGACAAAUUCUACUCCAUUUAUCUCCUCAUGAAUUUUACAAUUAUUUUCUUGCCGUUUUAUCAAAUACUCAUUAUAAAAAUGUAAACCCUAAAACCGCCUUUGAUUUCUUUAAUUUUGCAUCUCUGACUUGUAAUUUUCAUUUCACAUUACGUUCUUACUGCCUGUUAAUUAGAUUGCUUAUUGCUUGUAAUCAAAUACCGUCUGCUCGGUUGGUUUUGAUUCGUUUGAUUGAGGGGAGAUUGUGUGCUGUGUAUGAGAGUGAUUUGCAUAAUAGGCAUUUGGAGAUUGGUUCAGCAAUUGCUGAUUUUCGUUCGGUUUUUGAGCCCGUUAUUGCUGUUAGAGUAGUGGAUUUGUUGAUAAAUGUUUAUGCUACACAGUUUAAAUAUUUGGGGUUUGGAGUUAUUGCUGAAUUGUUUAGUUUGAUGGGUAGUAAGGGUUACUCGCCGUCUCUUAAGACUUGCCAUAUUUUGUUGAGUUCGUUAGUGAAAGCAAAUGAGAUGAAAUUGUGUUAUCGAGUGUUCAAUGUUAUGUGUAGCUGUGGUUUUAUUCUGGAUGUUUACUUGUUUAGUACUAUGGUUUAUGCAUUUUGCAUUGGAGGUAGAGUGGAGGAUGCGAUUGGUUUGUUUCCGAAAAUGGAAGCAUUGGGGGUUGCUCCAAAUGUCGUUACUUUUAAUAAUAUCAUACAUGGGUUAUGCAAGAUUGGGAGAUUAGAUGAGGCGUUUCAGUUUAAGGAAAAGAUGGAAAAAGCACGAGUGGAACCGGGUUUUGUAACUUACGGUGCGCUCAUUAAUGGUUUAGUUAAGUUGAAAAGAUUUGAUGAAGCUAAUGUUAUUUUGAAGGAAAUGUCUGAUAGAGGUUUUCCGCCUAACAAUAUUGUGUAUAAUACUUUAAUAGAUGGAUACUGUAAAGCCGACAACAUUGAGGAGGGUGAAAAGUUGUUCGUAGAGAUGGUUUCUCUGAAUAUGGAGCUAGAUUCUGUAGUUUAUAAUAUACUAAUCCGAGCUUACUGUAGAAAUGGGAAUGUGAUGGAAGGCUUCAGACUUCGGGAUGACAUGAAAAGUAGAGGCAUUCCACGAACUUCUUUCACUUAUUCUACUCUUAUACAUGGACUCUGCAAUGUUGGUCUUGUUGACGAUGCAAAACAACUUCUUGAUGAAAUGAGAAAGGAGGGCUUGUUACCGAAUGUCGUUUGCUAUAAUGCACUUAUUGGUGGUUACUGUAAGCUAGGGCAGAUGCAUGAAGUAGAUAACAUUCUGCUCGAAAUGUCUUCAAAUAAUGUCGAUCCUAGUAAAGCUACAUACACAAUCUUGAUAAAAGGGUAUUCCAAAUUUGGAGAUACAGAAAAGGUAGAUCAGCUUCGGAAUGAGAUGGCUCAAAGAGGAAUUGUCCUUGAUGCCGUCACUGAUAAUGCCCUUACAAACCCGUUCUGCAAAGAAGGGAAGGUAGAGGAAGCUGAUGAAGUUUGUCAUCUUAUGCUGCCAGAGAACUGUAUUUCCAACGAGUAAUAGUGCAUGUAAAGAGUUUAAUUCUUUGUGCAAGUUGAUGCUUAUUGGCUACUGCUUUUCUAGUUUAUUUAUCAAUUAAAGCUGAAUUCAUGUCUUGCCUACAGAAGUCGAAUGCUAAUUGCAUCUUGAUUCAAAAAGGAAAAUCAUAAUGGAGGUUUGAAACAGACAUGUCGUGGGAGGGAAAAUAUAGUUGACACAACAGCAAGCUCCACAAAGCCAGGCCAUCAUCGCCACGGCUCCUAUCAGCAUAGAACCCACCAGCCCAUCUCUCUGACUUGUUAUAAGCAGUCACCCACAUCUGAUAGUUCAAGUAAGCAGUUCUAAUCUGCGGAUAAUCGUCAUAAGAAAGAAGAGAUUUUACCGGUUGACCUGUAAUUAACCUGUAACCAACUUGAUUUCCAAGUCUAGUCUUCUUAUUUGGAUUCACAAUCAAUAGCUCAUUCGGCUCCAAACCGAGCAGUAUUCUUGCCUCAUGUUCUCUUUUAGCUGUUUCUCUAACAACUGUCCAAUAACUUUUUCGUGGCGAUUGAGCAUUUAUUGCAAGUACUCUUUCUGUU
Mercurialis annua (annual mercury) is the source of this 2367-nucleotide messenger RNA. RefSeq names its product pentatricopeptide repeat-containing protein At4g19440, chloroplastic-like. Gene Ontology annotation, molecular function: protein binding. The coding region runs from base 122 to 1810 and encodes 562 amino acids. Lineage: Eukaryota; Viridiplantae; Streptophyta; Magnoliopsida; Malpighiales; Euphorbiaceae. The record is from RefSeq and is a predicted model, not a curated record. The transcript is spliced from 3 exons.